ACCAGGGCAGAAUGACUGAGUCGUCUAGCACUGUGUCCUGUUCGGUGUUGGGAGAGGAAACGGACCCGGUGGCUAGUCCUGGGUCCGAAGCGGUUUCUGAUGUCCUAAGCCCUCUUACCGAGGCACUGUUCCAGAGGCACUUUGGGGGCGCCGAGCAGGGUCUAGAUCCCUUACCCGAUCAGCUGCUGCGGGGCUUUCGGGACAAGCUGUUGCGGACCUGCUCCAAGAGGGAGGCGUGGAGGCUGCUCCGGGCCCGAUUUCCUCCCCUGACCUGGCUGCCCUGGUACCCCUGGAGGACCUGGUUGCUCGGAGACGCUGUAGCUGGAGUCACCGUGGGCGUAGUGCAUGUGCCGCAGGGCAUGGCCUUUGCCCUCCUAACCUCAGUGCCCCCCGUGUUUGGACUUUAUACCUCCUUUUUUCCUGUUCUCAUCUACACCUUUCUGGGUACAGGAAGACACCUGUCCACUGGAACCUUUGCAGUACUCAGCCUUAUGACCGGUUCAGCGAUAGAGAGCCUGGUCCCGGAGCCCCCCGGGGUCAACCUGAGCUCUACUGACAAAAUGCAGCUGGACCUGCAGAGGGUUGGGGCGGCGUCUGCAGUCGCCUUCUGGAGCGGGGCGCUAAUGCUAGGGAUGUUCGCGUUGCAGCUCGGCUUCCUGUCCACUUUCCUGUCGGAGCCCGUGGUCAAGGCUCUCACCAGUGGGGCCGCGGUGCACGUGCUUGUGUCCCAGCUGCAGAGUCUCCUGGGACUGCCCUUCCCCCGACAGAUCGGCUACUUUGCCGUAUUCAAGACGCUGGCCGCGGUGCUUGCCGCGCUGCCCCAGAGCAGUCCCGCUGAAUUGACCAUCUCAGCCCUUAGCCUGGCGCUUCUGGUACCAGUCAAAGAGCUAAACGUGAGAUUCCGAGAAAGGCUACCUACCCCGAUCCCAGGAGAGGUGUUUAUGGUGCUUUUGGCCUCUCUUCUCUGUUUUACCUCUUCUCUGGACACGAGAUACAAUGUACAAAUCGUUGGGUCACUGCCAGUUGGGUUCUCCCAACCCUUGAUACCAUCUCUAUCUACACUGCCCCUGGUUCUAGCCUACUCCCUUCCAAUUGCACUGGUUACUUUUGCUGUAUCGGUGUCUCUGGCUUCAAUCUAUGCAGACAAGCACAGCUAUACCAUCAACCCCAACCAGGAGCUCCUGGCUCAUGGUGUCUCCAACCUAGUCUCCUCACUCUUCUCCUGCUUCCCCAACUCAGCCUCAUUAGCUACAACCAGUUUGCUAGUGGAUGCAGGGGGACACACACAGCUUGCAGGCCUUUUCUCCUGUGCAGUUGUCCUCUCAGUGCUGCUAUGGCUGGGACCUCUUUUCUACUAUUUGCCCAAGGCUGUCCUUGCCUGCAUCAACAUUUCCAGUAUGCGCCAGAUAUUCUUCCAGAUGCAGGAGCUGCCCCAUCUGUGGCAUAUCAGCAAGAUGGAUUUUGCUGUGUGGCUGGUCACAUGGGUAGCUGUAGUGACCUUGAGUGUGGACUUGGGCCUGGCCAUAGGUGUAAUCUUCUCCAUGAUGACUGUAGUCUGCCGUACACAGAGGAUACAAUGUCUGGUGCUUGGACAAGUAAAAGGAAGAGAACUAUUCUGUCCAGUCAGAGACAGUUCUAAGCUCUGUCAGGUUCCUGGACUACGAAUCUUCAGAUAUCCUGCCCCACUCUAUUUUGGAACCAGAGGCAGGUUUCGUCAAACUAUGGGGCAGCUGCUGGGACUGGAGAGGCAAAAUGAGGAACUUGCAAAGUCACAUGGGUCACCUGAGACAGAAGCAGACCUUGUUCAAGUUGUCAUCCUAGACUGUAGUGGUAUCAUCUUUGUGGAUAUGGCUGGAGCCCGGGAGUUGUUGCAGCUGGCCAGUCAGUGCAGUGCAGCCAGGAUUCACCUCCUCUUGGCCCAGUGUAAUGCCCCUGUGCUGGGGACACUAACCAGGGCUGGGCUCCUGGACAUACUGACCCCAGAGCAACUUUUUGUGAGCGUACAAGAUGCAGCUGCCCAUGCACUGGAGAGUCUGGUGAAGGAACCUCUGGCCUCAAAGACUUGCAUGGUCUGGGUUUGAGCCCAACAGCUCUGCUUAUUGGGAAUCCCAGGAACACUGGAUGGAUGUAGUAGAGGAAAGAUUAUGGCCAUCUAGGGAAAACCUAGGGUGGGCCUCCCUCUUUAUUUAUGUUAUCAAUAAAAUGAAACUAGCUUUUCUGU
Messenger RNA from Trichosurus vulpecula (common brushtail), 2221 nucleotides. RefSeq names its product solute carrier family 26 member 10-like. Lineage: Eukaryota; Metazoa; Chordata; Mammalia; Diprotodontia; Phalangeridae. Gene Ontology annotation, biological process: transmembrane transport. Gene Ontology annotation, cellular component: membrane. The record is from RefSeq and is a predicted model, not a curated record. The coding region runs from base 12 to 2081 and encodes 689 amino acids. Gene Ontology annotation, molecular function: chloride transmembrane transporter activity; oxalate transmembrane transporter activity; bicarbonate transmembrane transporter activity. The transcript is spliced from 18 exons.